ACGUGGAGUAAAUUUUUCCACGAGAGACUAACUUCUGCUGUGUGAAUAUUCACCGUGUUUGAACGGUUCGUCUUGUACGAGGAGGGAGACUGAUCACCAGCGUGGAUUUCUGGAAAUUUACCUGGAAAAGUGAAAUCAAGUUUUCCAGAAGAGCGCAACACAGUAUCCUUGUGAUUCCAUGACCAGCCUGGCAGAUCGGAUAUAGAAGGAUGGACCAAGAUUAUGCUGGACUAACUGAGGCUUUCAAGGAGUAGAAGACAGAAGAUCUCUGGGAUCAGUGGAGAUGGAUGAUGAGGACAUUUUCGGUCUCAAAGACAGAGGCAAAAUCAUCGCAGACACAGUAUGGCAAUGGCGAAUUUUGCAUGCAGAGAAAUAUUCAACACAUCCAGAUCCAUUCUUUUACAGUAAUAAAAUUGGACUGAAUUUUAAUGUUGCCUCCAGCUCUCACCCAAAACUGAAUUCACCAUUUGUGCCAAAUGGCGUCAUACUUGAGGUGUGUGAAUUUGCUCGAACAAUCAUCAAGAGUCGCAUGCACUUCAUCCCAAACAUUCUGGAAAACAAUUUUGAUCUUGGAUUUGAAAAUGAUCAACAGCGGAUGGAUUUCACUGCUCAAAUUCAGCACAAGCUGGAAGACUUGAUCCGAAAACCUGUCACAGAUGAAAAUGAAGUUUUUGCUCUUUUCGACACCUGGAAGACAGAAUGUAGCAAUAAUGGACUGAACAAGGCAACAAGGACACACAAACCUCAGAGUUUCUUCAUGGAAAUUGAGAAUAUAAGUGAACUUGAACAAUUAUUGAAAUUUUCCUCGGAAAAAGAGACAAAGAAAAAGAGACAGAAAAAGAUACCAACAUCACACACUGAUGGCGGUGAUCAGAAAGAUAUGAAAGAAGUCCUCAGUGAGGACAUUCCUUUGUUGUUGUUCCCUUCUUGUGAAAACAUUGGUUUGAACCUUGGCACGGGGACUAAACAAAGUCUUGAUCCAGGCUUGUUAACAAAGAGAGUGAUGUUGGAGUUGUUGGAUUUUGCACGAGUCUUGACUGCCUCCUUCACCUCCAUUGUCGUCAGUGUGUUGGAGCAUAAUUUUGAGCUUGAUCUGAAAAGUCAUCAGAGAAGGAAUGAAAUGUGGUUGUUGAUAUCACAGAUGCUAAAAAGGGGGAAACAAAUGGCCGCCAGUAACACAAACUUCAUCCCAGAGUUUGAAAAUGAGCCAUUUUUCUUUGAGAGAAACCCAUUAAAGAGAGCCUACGUACCAGCACUGUCUACAGUGGAAACCCUUCUGUCAGAAGAGACAAAGAGACAAAAGCUGGACUUCAGUACUUCUCAGGAACAGAUGCCUCCUUCAGUCACAAAGUUCAUCAUGAAGAAGGACCAAGGACAACUGGAUGAAAAUGUAAACGGGAAAAGUCUCUCUCACAACACUGAGUUGUGUUCAGGUACAGAAGAGGAACAUGAGCAAUGCCACAUGUGCCCUGUGGAGAACGAUGCAGAUUCAGAAAGUAGUGGUGUGCAAAACUCAACUGGCUGUGACAUGUCUACAGAAUCAUUAAGUAGGUUGAGUAAACAGUCUCAUGCCACCACUGAUGGUUCAUGUAAUUCAUCCACAUUGAACAAAGAUCUUACCCCACCAUCUAACUUCCAGCCAAAGAAAACUCUGGUGCAAGGCAAUGGUGAGACACAGAUUCCAACAAAUGUACCAAAUGACUGCGGCAUCGACCAAGAAAGAGAAAUAGAUUACAAUUUGUGGAAACUGCGUGCCAGUCGCGUAAACCAAAUUCUCCUGACACUGGACAAAGACCAAUCUCGAUUCAUUUCUGUGAGGAAUCUCGGUGUCGAGUUUGAUGUUGGGUUUGGACCCAAACAGCAUCUUAGUCUUGAUGAUUUGACAAGUCCAGUUCUUUUUGAACUUGCACAAUUUGCAUUAGCCAUGAAUUCAUCCCAGCAGGAAUUCAUCCUGGAGAUUCUUGAGAACAACUUUGACUUGUGCCUGCAAAGUGAACGCCAUCAAAAAACCUUCAUGUGUGAAGUCAUGAAGCGAGUAAGAGAACUUCAAAAAUGUGAGGAUGUGGUCAGAUUCUCCAAAGAAGCUUUUGAACUUCCAGUUUCAGUGUCACCUGUUGACAAAAUGGAUCUUAAUCCUUUCUGUAAGGACAUUGGUCUGAGGCUUCAAGUUCAAUGCAGGCAUUCAACUGGAAAACUUGCCAUCAAUAAACUGACCAAAGGAGCAAUGACUGAAGUUGUGAAUUUUGCAGAAAAAUUGUGUGGAACCUUUGAAGAGAUCUGCAUGGAUGUGCUCAGACACAACUUUGACUUGCAAAGUAUGGAUUCUUACCUUGCAACAACAAUUUUUGCUCAAAUCGCUGUUGUAAGUAAACUGAAGAAUCUAUCAGAUAACUUCUCUUGCAGAAUAAUGAAACAUUCCAUAACAGAUCCUUCAAUACUCAUGUAUGGAAGAAAGCCCAGUGACACAGAAGCACAAAAUAACCUCAACUUGUUAUUGUGGAUGCUGCGAGAACAUCGUGUUAAACAAAUCCUUUCAGUGCCUCAUGGAGAUCAGUGUCCGUUUUAUUCUUACUCCACAUGUAAGAAUGUAGGCCUUGAUUUUAAUGUGGGGUCUGGAGUAAAACGUAACCUUGAUCCAAAAUGCUUAACAAAUGGCAUCAUGGUUGAACUUGCCACUUUUGCCAAGACACUGCAGUUAUCUGAAAAGGAUUUCAUAACUGAGAUUCUGGAGUUUAAUUUUGAUCUAAAUUUCAACAACGAACUUCAUCGCAGUGCUUUUACAAAACAACUGAGCGCAGACAUUUUUCAGCUCAUUUCAACAAACAAGAAAUUCCCACUGAAGAACAAACGGCAACAGUUUGAGCUCCCUGACUUGAGAUGUUUAGAAGAAUGCACUCCAGACUGUCCCAAAUGUUACCAAGACAGGAUUGAAACCUGUCUUCAGGAUGAAUCUGAAUCUGGUCACAUGCCUCAUGUUCGUCCUCAUAACAUCACUGAUGAAUCACGAGCUCAUAUCUGCACACAACCAAAGUUUGCAAAGAUCCCAGUCUCUAAUUUCUCAUCAGCAGAAAUUUUAACCAAGCCCUACCGUCACAGUAAGGAAGCUGGUUUAAGCCUGUGUGUGGACAGAGACCACCCAAAAGAGAAGUUAGACUUGCAUGUUCUGACAGAGAAAGUGAUGCUUGAUGUGAUUCAUUUUGCCCAAAAACUGUGCGGAGCAGAAACUGUGAUCAUUCAUGAUGUUCUUGAGCACAACUUCAAUUUGACACAGAAUCACAUUGAAGAUCUGACUCGACAUUUCUGUGACAGAAUGAGAGCAAACAUUGAGGAGCUCGCCUGGUUCAAUGAAGUUGUUGAGCUUGAUAAAUCUCCUUCCGAAGCUCACCAAAACGAAAGUGAUGGUUGCUUUGAAAAAGUAUCCAGUUGUGAGGGUGCUUCCCAUUUCAUGGCCACUGAUGAUUUACCCAUUUCACCUGUCAACACAGAUGUGAGUUCACCAUCGUCAGAUGUACCUGAAGAAGUCAUGAUGCAAGAAAGUGAAACAGAAGACGAGACCCUCCAAAAUAUUCCAAACAAAUCUGACAUGAAACAUGGGGAAAUGGAAGCAGAGACCAACAUGUGGAAGUUUCGUUCCAUUUAUGUUAAAAAAAUUUUACUUGCUCUUUCGACGGAGCUUUCCCGACAGUGGAGGUUGGGACUUCUCGAGUUUGAUGUUGCAUCUGGGCCGCCCAGAAACGCCAGUCCAAAACUAUUGACAUCUUCUGUUCUGUACAAAGUUGUUCAUUUUGCAUUAGCAAUGAGUUCAUCCCAGCAGAAUGUCCUUGUGGAUAUUCUAGAAUACAACUUUAACUUAGGCCUGCAGAGUGAACACCAGAAAAUAACAUUUGCACGUGAAGUCAUGAAAAGAGUACAGGAAUUAUUGUCCCGUGACGACAGAGAUAACAUUUUGAAAGAGGUGUUUGUUUUGCCAGGUUCUCUGUCAUUCAGUCAUGUGAAGUGUGAGAGUGAUGACAGUGUUGAUUCUGAACCUGAAACUUCACAGACAGCUUCAGACCUUUAUCCAUUCUGCAAGAAGAUUGGUUUGAAGCUCAAUGUGAGUUUCUGUCACCCAGAUAAAAAGCUUGAACUCCACAAACUGACCAACGGAGCAGUGAUUGAGGUUGUGAACUUUGCAGAAAAAUUGUGUGGAAGCUACGAGCAGAUUUGUGUUGAUGUCCUGCGGCACAACUUUGAUCUUGAUUCGCAGAUAUCAGAUUCUGAUCUUGCUCAAAAUAUUCUUUCACAGGUUCCUUUUGCCAUUGAGGAAACUAAUCUUCGAUAUUUUUGCAGAAAAAUGCAGCUUGCGACCAGAAUCGAUUUAAAUGUCAUGGCCUCUCAGAGGAACACAUCUUCACAAACAUGCACUAUGAGUUCAGUUAAAGCAGAGAUGAACCAGCGUGCAAGUCAACCCGGUGACGUUGAAGCACAAAAUGAUCCAGAGUUGCUGUUGUGGAAACUACGAGCCAACCGAGUUCAGCAAAUCCUCUCAGUGCCCCACAAAGACCAGUGUCCACUUUACUCUUACAGCAGAUGUAAGACAUUAGGCAUUGAUUUUGAUGUGGGAUCUGGAUUGAAACGUCAUCUUGAUCCAAAACUGUUGACCUAUGGCAUCAUGUGUGAAAUUGUAUCUCUUGCCACAAAACUUGGGUCAUCCACAAUGGAUUUCAUGACGAAGAUUUUGCAGUAUAAUUUCAAUGUGCAAUUCAACAAUGUGCUUUACCACAAAGUUGUUGAUAAACUGAAAAUCAAUGAGUUGGAUCAGACGACACCCUCAGUCAUGCUUCUGAAAUCCCAGUUUGAGCUGCCAGAUGAGAGAUUCAUUCAUGAUGUUGAACCAGUUGUCUUCAAAGGUCUACAACAUGGUUACUUUUGUCCUGCCAAUUGUUCCCUUCCCAUGACAAAUGUUGCCUCUGCUCAUGCAAACCACGAGGAAAAGAAAUCUGCAGUUGCUCCAAUAUCCACUUUCCCGGCAACAGAGGUGAUAACAAAGCAAUACCAUCACUCCAAGAAAGCAGGUGUAAGCCUGUGUGUGGAUAACGCUCACCCAAAGGUGAAACUGGACAAAUGUGUACUUACAUGUGGAGUAAUGCAGGAUGUGUACAAAUUUUCAAAAAAACUUUGUGGAACAAGGUUGAGAAUUGUUAAUGAUAUUCUUGAACACAACUUCGACUUGGACCAUCAGAGUCAUGUGGAAAAUAUUGCCCAUCGUUUUUAUGGCAGACUCAGCUCAUAUAAUGGAGAGCCUGACUGGUUUAAUAAACUCUUGGUUAUCAAGCCCAAGCCCAGAGAAUUGAAAUGGAAAGAACCACCUCCUGUGCGCAGCAGUGAAAGGAGGGAAUCAUCUCAAAGACGGAAACAGGAUAUGCAAAAAGUGAAGGAGCUGAUUGCUCAGAGACAACAAGCAAAACAGAUGGUGGAAAACAUUGGUUCUCAUCACAGUGAUUUGAACAGCAGUCAGUCAGGAGAAGACUACAUGUGCCCUCUGGAAGAGGACAGAGAUUCAGAAAAAUAAAAUAAAAUAAAAGGCAGGUGGCAGGUGAUGAAGAUGAGGAACAGGGCGCCCCAGCCCUGCAUGUUUAAAGAGUUCAGUGGAAAUAUGUAUUUGACAGAAUAUCCUUCUGGAAAAGUUGAUGUCGAAGACGAGCCACAAAUGUAAGCUAUCCAGGAUUAUGUCCUGUCUGCACCACAAGUGUCUGAUACACACCGGAAUGUCAUUUUAGUAUUCAGACCAGUCCAUGAUGGAAACAGUAUCCAGCUUGAACACUAUGCAGUGUCAACCUCUGUAAUGCUCAGUGGUGAUAAUCAAAGAGGAGGAGCAACAGAAUGUGCCAGAUGAAUGAUGCUAUUGUGAGUCAAUGCAACGUCAAGUCGACAUCAAGUGUUAAUGUAAAAAGUUUACACAGCCCGCAGGUAUGAAAAUGUGUGAGCAGCAGAGUGAACGGUCUGGAAUUUCUUUCAUCUUUGUAAGAUUUAGUGUGAUUGAGAAAAACAUGUUGAAUACUCAGUUUCAGAGUUGUUUGUUGUUUUGAGUUUGUGACGGUGAAAGAUUGCGUUCAUGAGGCCUUACCAGCAGUUGGAUCGUUGUGAAAAGCUGUGACAGUUAAUCAAAUAGAACUAUUACCACUGUAAAGAUUUCAGUUCAUGUCUGCUUUGUUCUUUUUCUUUUUUUUUUUUAUUUGUCACCAUUAACGACAAGUAACCAUGUAAAUUCUGGUUUCAUUUUGAAUUUGUAAAAAUUGUGAACCAAUUAUUCUUUUUUUAUUGAAGGGUGUGUCUAUGCUUCUUGGUUAUGUGUGUGGCUUUAUUUUGAAUAUUUUAGAAUUGAUGACUCUGUCUUUGAAUGAUUUUACUAUUCAUUUCUACGUUUUCGCAUUCAAUGUGAGUUUCUGUCACACAGAUAAAAAGCUUGAACUCAACAAACUGACCAAUGGAGCAGUGAUUUUUGCAUCUACAUUUCGCAUGUAUAUAUAUUGACCAAGUUAAUUGGAAUAUACAAGAUAAUUACAUGAUGAUUAUUACAAAGGAAAACUACAUGUUUAAAAGUUUUGAGGACAGUAACUUAAGUUAGAAGCUAAUUUAGUUGUCUUCAGAUUUGCUUUAUAUGCUAAGAUGACACCUGGGUUUUUUGGUUAGAUCAUAAUUUGUAGAUUCACUUUACCUCUGUACGGCUUUUAAAAAGGUCAUAUCACCGUCUUUCGUGCUGCAGACACCCAGGUCAGGGUGUAUCUGUUUGUAGUAAAUGCAGUAAAGUAUCGAGCUCAGACCAUUUGUAUGAUUGAAAAAAAAUGUUAUAUUGUGUGAUAUAAAUGUUAUAUAAUAGUUUUUCUUCAUUGUUUUGGCUCAUUUCUUGAAACAAAUUACUUCGUCAGAACUCUAAGAUCUUUUGGCCAAGUAAUCCUAACAUUAUCAUUCACUGUGCAACAGCUCAUACUUUCCCAGAGCUGUUUUUUCUUCUUUCAAAAUGAAAUUUUUUUUCCCAUAUGAAUAGUCAGUGCCAUCAAAAUACAGAUGAGGCUCAUUUCUCAAACAGACCCAGUGUUCUCAACACUCUUUGUGCUUUUGUCAACGUAACCUGGAUGGUUCAGCUCAUCGCCACGGGUCACCUGCCAAAGCUGACGUCUCUUCCGGAAAGUGCAUCGUCCCGUUGUCAUUGUGUGACCACUGCAACUCAAAAUGUUGAGAUGUUUGGACAUUACAGCAGAGGACCGCUGAAAAAUUCCUCAUGUCCAACUCUGUCUGCUCCCAGUCCUCCAUUGACACUGUAAUGUCCUCACAUGCAGCGUCCAUUACAUGGAGCAGAGACCUCUGACUGUGAGCCUGAUGCUCAUCCACUCUCCACCUCAAAGCAGAGAAAAACUCUUCAAUUGGACAUAGGAAAGGCCAAAAGUUGAGUGGUUCCACAUUAUAGUAAGAGGAAUGAGAAUGUUUUCGGUUUUCCUCCACAUAUUCAAUGUACCACGGACCACUACUCCAGUGGUUGCCAUCCUGGAUUACAUGUAUCCUGUGACCUGCACAGAGGAACCACAGGAUUGUUUGAGAAAAAAACAACUCAGUAUUCUGAUUUCUGUGGGAGGUAAUUUCUUCUCCAACUCCUCACCUUUAGCAUGCAGGCCUGUUAUGAUGGUUGAUUAGUAUUAUUAUUUGUACAUUCUUUAUUUUUGUUAAGGGGUCAGAAGAAAGCAAAAAUCUUUUCUAUUUCCAGUUGUAAUUUGAUUAAACGUUUUUCUUAUUCCAGUU
Messenger RNA from Salarias fasciatus (jewelled blenny), 7776 nucleotides. RefSeq lists its product as uncharacterized. The record is from RefSeq and is a predicted model, not a curated record. The transcript has 3 exons. Lineage: Eukaryota; Metazoa; Chordata; Actinopteri; Blenniiformes; Blenniidae. Bases 284 to 5551 code for a protein of 1755 amino acids.